GGGAUGAUGGGGGAGAGAAUGCACAUUAAAAUGAGCAUCUGAAGUACAUCACACUGCUCAUGACAGAAGUCGGAGAUCGAUAUUUAAGGUUAUCUGCUAAUUUUCCCUAAAAAUGGAUGCACUUCCGAAGGAGUUCCACAGACGAACACGAUGUGACAGUGCCGCCUCACGACCCCAGUUUACAAACUGUCCCACAAUGAUUGUGAUGGUUGGUCUGCCAGCCAGGGGAAAGACCUACAUCUCCAAAAAGUUAACCCGAUACCUAAAUUGGAUUGGAGUCCCAACUCAAGUCUUUAAUUUGGGUCAGUAUCGAAGGGAAGUUGUGCAGACAUACAAGAACUAUGAAUUUUUUCGUCCAGACAAUGAAGAAGCCAUGAAAAUCCGCAGAGCCUGUGCCUCAAAUGCUCUUAAGGACAUCGCCAAUUACUUCACUAAGGAGCAGGGACAAGUUGCAGUAUUUGAUGCCACCAAUACUACAAGAGAGAGAAGAGGAGUCAUCAUCAGUUUUGCUAAGGAGAAGGACUAUAAGGUGUUUUUCAUUGAGUCGGUUUGUGACGACCCAGAAAUCAUUGAGGCAAAUAUAAUGCAAGUAAAACUGAGCAGCCCAGAUUAUGAAAACUAUGACAAAGAGGAAGCACUGGUGGACUUUCUGAAGCGUAUUGAUUGUUAUAAAAUGUCCUAUGUCCCCCUGGACGAGGAAAAGGACAGACACCUCUCCUUCAUUAAGAUCUUUAACGUGGGAUCCAGGUACCUCGUCAACCGCGUCCAGGAUCACAUUCAGAGUCGUAUAGUGUAUUACCUCAUGAACAUCCACGUCACACCGCGAUCCAUCUAUCUGAGCCGCCACGGAGAAAGUGAGCUCAACCUGCUUGGAAGAAUCGGUGGAGACACAGGCCUCUCUUCACAGGGCCAAAAGUAUGCUAAGGCCCUUGCAGAGUUCAUCAGGGGUCAGUCCAUCAAGGACCUGAAGGUGUGGACCAGCCACAUGAAGAGGACCAUACAGACAGCAGAGGCACUGGGCGUCCCAUAUGAACAGUGGAAGGCGUUGAACGAAAUUGAUGCGGGUGUAUGUGAGGAGAUGACAUACGAGGAGAUUCAGGCAACCCAUCCAGAAGAGUUUGCCUUAAGAGACCAGGACAAGUACCGCUAUCGAUAUCCAAAGGGUGAAUCGUAUGAAGACCUGGUGCACCGUCUAGAGCCAGUCAUAAUGGAGCUUGAGAGACAAGAGAAUGUGCUGGUCAUCUGCCACCAGGCAGCCAUGCGUUGUCUACUGGCCUACUUUCUGGACAAAAGUGCAGAUGAUCUACCGUAUCUAAAGUGUUCUUUGCAUACUGUUCUCAAACUAACUCCAUUAGCUUACGGAUGCAAAGUGGAGUCCUACUAUUUAAACAUCCAAGCAGUGAACACACACAGGGACAGACCCACAAAUGUGAAUGUCGCAAGAAAGCCAGAAGAAGCACUACAGACUGUACCUGAACAUCUAUAAUCAUAAAAAAAUCUUACAUUUGCCAUUUUUGCACAGUUAAUCUACACAUAGAUUGUGUAAAUGGAUAACAAGGUGGGAGGAAGGAAUUUAAAAGGACAUGAGCAUAUGUUUCCAUUAAGAUUAUCAAGGUCUGCAAACACAAAAGUGGGAUCCAAAAGUCUGAGACCACAUCUGUUUUUUUUUUCUUCUCAAAAAAUGUAAUGUAAUGAUUUUUUAUUUUUAUUUCCAAUUCAACUCUUCAUUCAAAUUUUGUGGUUAAUAUGAAUUUUCCUUACAAAUUAUAUUGAUGUAUUAAAUUAGAAAACGCAGAACAUAAUUUUUUUGCAUUUUCAAUAGGGCUCUCAGACUUUUGAAUAGUACUUUAGUUUUUCAGACUAAACUAUGAAAAUCAAAUAUGUGUGUACUUUGUUGAUUAGAUGGUUGCAUUGGCCUAAUGUUUUUAGUUAAAAUGGAUGUUGCAACUAAAGAUAAUUUUUACCUUUUACUAGUUUAAAAUGUUUAGUUAGAACAGGUAAAAUCCACAUUGUGUUAAAGUGAAUAGACUUUAUUUUAUUAAUUUUAAUAUUGUGUUCAAAGAUCUGGGCAAUAAUACCCUUUUAUGCAUUCAUAAAGUACAGUAAUCAGAAGACGAUUCAGUUAGUUAACAGCACCAUGGACAGCAACCAAACAAAUCAAUCUAUAUUAGUCGUCACAAUAUCUCACAAGACCAUUCUCAAGCCACUAUACUCCUCACACUUCAUUAUUUGUUAGUAUGUUCAGGAGCGCCUGUCCAAAAACCUCCAACCUAACUGAGAUUUCUAGAGUAAACAUUCAGUAUCCAAAUACUUCAAAUUUGGUGACAGUAAUGCGGUUUUAGAACAAUUUGUAACGACUGAAAGGCUUCUGGCAGCAAUCUUCUGAAUUAUAGGCAUUCACGGGGUUAAUGGUUUGUGUUUUUGUUUUCGUGCCCCCAAAACCGUGGCGAGGCUCUGCGAAAUUUCCAGUAUGCACACGUGAAAAGAGCUCCCCUCGAAACCCACAAAUACCUGCGCAUGAUUGAAACUCAUUUGUCAUUAUAACCAAGUUAUUUUUCCAGUCUAAAUGAGCAUCCAUCUCUCUUAUGGCAUUAUCGUGGCUUCAGUAUCAUUUUUAGGAUCAGUUUGGAAGGGAGGGGGCAAUACUGCCCCUUUUACAAACAACUUUGUGCCGUAAAAUGUGAAGUUAGUGGAAGAACUUACGCACUCGCCUUACGGGCAAAACAGUGGUUUUGGCUUUCCCACGCAAUCUGAAAGCAUGGAUGUUAAACUGGAUUUGAUUAUCCACGCUGUCUUUUUCAUCCUACUUACUGUUGUUCCUUUUGGAUGUGCGCAUUUCGACGCGCAAUCAGUUCCUCUCCAGGUAUGUGUAAUUGGUAAUAGCGUUAUUGUUCAUA
Messenger RNA from Sinocyclocheilus rhinocerous, 2897 nucleotides. Its product is annotated as 6-phosphofructo-2-kinase/fructose-2,6-bisphosphatase-like. Lineage: Eukaryota; Metazoa; Chordata; Actinopteri; Cypriniformes; Cyprinidae. Gene Ontology annotation, molecular function: 6-phosphofructo-2-kinase activity; ATP binding; fructose-2,6-bisphosphate 2-phosphatase activity. The record is from RefSeq and is a predicted model, not a curated record. The transcript is spliced from 14 exons. Gene Ontology annotation, cellular component: 6-phosphofructo-2-kinase/fructose-2,6-biphosphatase complex; cytosol. Bases 113 to 1486 code for a protein of 457 amino acids. Gene Ontology annotation, biological process: fructose 2,6-bisphosphate metabolic process; fructose metabolic process.